GUAGCACUCGCCGCCUCAACCAUGGCGUCUAUAGUGCUGAAGUCGCUUUCGGUUUUGUUAGGUAUAUUCUUUAUUUUUGUAGGUACAACGAAAUUAACUCCAAAAAUCAGCAAGGAGCUUCAUAAAGAUCUGCGGAAGGAGUUCGCACGCUACAGCAAGGUCUUCCCCCUGGCGCAGACGCUGGAGUUCAAGAUCCCGUCCAAAUGGUACCGCAGGACCGUCGGCGGACUCGAGGUCCUCUGCGGCUUCUGCCUGACCUUCAUCCCUUCGAAGAGAAUUAAACAAAUGGCCAACCUCAUCCUGGUGGUGAUGAUGCUGUUCGCCACCUACAACCACUGGAUGGUUGGAGACAAGUUCGAAAGACUUGCGCCCUCAUUGGUGUUCUUCUUCAUGCUCACGUGCCGGAUGAUCGUCGAGUACCAGAUCCGGCGGAAGGAGAAGGAGGAGAAGCUGAGCCUGAAGAAGCCGGCCGCCGCCGCGAGCGCCAAGGAGGCCGGCGUCGACGGCGCGGCCGGCAGCUUCCCCAGCGCGGCGGCGACUCCGCCUCCGCCGACAGUGGCGGCCGAGAGCAGAGCGAAGAAGGAGGACUGAAGACCCCUGCCGGGUGUUACUGUCAAACGAAAGCAAGCCAAGAAGAGAUGACUGUGAAGAAGAGGAGAGGGAAGGGAAGAAGGACAGACGCGAAGAAAAUAAUGCGAUAAGAAAAAUGGGAUAUUAAUUGUUUUUUGUUAUGCGUUGUGUACACUGGUUCAUUUCUGUAGUUUUGAGAGGAUGUGAAAUUUUAGGAGACAGUGACUGAAAAAUGAUUUUUUUCCUUUUUUCUUCUUUAGAAAUAUUGAAGGGUAGCUUUCCGGCAGGGCUGAUUGUGUUAUACUUUGCCUGUAACAAUAUUAGAGUGAACAGAACCUAUAUGAAUAUAGGUUUACAGGGGUGUUAAAUGAAAAGAAUGUAUGAUACCAUUCUUUUCAUAAUAUUUAAGAAAUAGAGAGUUAUACAUUUUAGUCCGCAAUUUAGAAGGAGUUUGCUAACCUUUUAAAAGAUAAGAAAUAUAAUGUCAUGAUAACGUUGAGAUUAUAUUAUAUACAUCUUAAGAGUAGAAAUAACAUUGCAUCGGAAAUUCAAGUAAGCGUAAUGAUUAUGUAUAGAAAUGCACAUUUCCUGUUAUACAGAAAUGGAAUGCACGUACCGCAAUCCUCCAUCAAGAUUUUUAAAAUGUCUUAGAAAUGUCAAUACUAAAUACUUUACCACUUUUAUAUGCCAUCAAAACAUAAAGAAAACAAAAACAUGAGCAGAUAUUCUAGAAAGAAUUAGGACAUGCAACAUCAUUACUUAAGAGUGUUACUCGUAAAUAUUUUGAUGUGUAAUCUUUUAUAAGAAUCCCUAGUAA
This is a messenger RNA of Penaeus indicus, 1387 nucleotides long. Its product is annotated as novel acetylcholine receptor chaperone-like. The record is from RefSeq and is a predicted model, not a curated record. Gene Ontology annotation, cellular component: endoplasmic reticulum. Gene Ontology annotation, biological process: chaperone-mediated protein complex assembly; positive regulation of protein localization to cell surface. Lineage: Eukaryota; Metazoa; Arthropoda; Malacostraca; Decapoda; Penaeidae. Bases 22 to 591 code for a protein of 189 amino acids. The transcript has 4 exons.